Messenger RNA from Quercus robur (English oak), 405 nucleotides. RefSeq lists its product as uncharacterized. NCBI's taxonomy places the organism in Eukaryota, Viridiplantae, Streptophyta, Magnoliopsida, Fagales, Fagaceae. The transcript has a single exon. The record is from RefSeq and is a predicted model, not a curated record. Bases 1 to 405 code for a protein of 134 amino acids.
AUGGACUCUAAAAAUGGUGUGGAUGUGUCUUCCUCUCUUUUUUUUGAGGAUACUGCAGAUUCUGAAACCGACGCUGCUGACCCUGAUAAAAUACAUGCAGAUGUUGGUGCAGCUUAUGAUGACCAGGAUGCUGAGUCGUGUAGCUAUGACACAAGGGACAAUACACUUGGUUUUACUAAGGCUGUAGAUUGUGAUGAUCAAGAUUCUGGUGAUUCUACUGGUAUUGAUGGGGAUGAUCAUCAGGAACUUAGUACAAGUAGCUGCAAGAUGAGAUUUUCAGAUGUAACUUCAAGAUAUUUGUCAAAAGAAAAGGGAGAAGAGGAAACAAAGGUUGAUAAAAUUGAUGUGGAUGAAAUGGAGGACAGAGUCUUUUGGGAGACCUGCAUGGAAGUGGGAUAUCCAUGA